Molecule: messenger RNA, 255 nt
Organism: Trichoderma virens Gv29-8
Lineage: Eukaryota; Fungi; Ascomycota; Sordariomycetes; Hypocreales; Hypocreaceae
Exons: 1
Source: RefSeq, a predicted model, not a curated record
GAGGAGUGGAAGGUGGAGCUUCCCAACGGAGAGGUUCAAGCCAAGAGAGUCCAGCUCCCCUUGAUCCUCGCGUGGGCCUUGUCCAUCCACAAGGCCCAGGGCCAGACCCUUGAGAGAGUAACCGUCAAUCUGGGACGGGUGUUUGAAAAGGGGCAAGCUUAUGUCGCACUCAGCCGUGCCACAAGCCAGGAGGGGCUGAGAGUCUUGGGCUUUGACAAGACCAAGGUCAUGGCCCAUCCCCGCGUCAUUAAUUUC